Phalaenopsis equestris is the source of this 437-nucleotide messenger RNA. RefSeq names its product ankyrin repeat-containing protein P16F5.05c-like. The record is from RefSeq and is a predicted model, not a curated record. The transcript has 4 exons. Lineage: Eukaryota; Viridiplantae; Streptophyta; Magnoliopsida; Asparagales; Orchidaceae. The annotation marks the transcript as partial. Gene Ontology annotation, molecular function: protein binding.
GCAUCGUGUUUAUUUCAAUGGAGAUUGAUUCUGAAUAGGACUUUUUCGUAUUGGAAAAAUAUAUUUCAUCUGCAAGCCUUUACAAAAUAUGAUGCAUUUUUUUUAUUGUCCUCUCCUGCAGCACUUCACAUGGCUGCUGCAAAUGGGCACGUUGAUAUUGUAGAGUAUCUUAUCCGCAAUGGAGUGGAUGUAAAUACUUCUAACACGGAGAAGAAUACUCCACUGCAUUGGGCUUGUCUCAAUGGAAAAAAAGAGGUGGUAAGGGCUUUGAUUCUGGCUGGAGCAAAUGUAAGUUUGCUAAAUAGCUAUGAACGCACCCCAAUGGAUGAAGCCGUUGCCAGGGGGGAGAUGGACGUUGUUGAUGCGAUCAAUGCUGUGGUAGCUCAGGCUGAACUUCAGGGAGUUGGUGUUUUUUAGUACAGUGAUUGCAUGCUGCG